Messenger RNA from Nematostella vectensis (starlet sea anemone), 8390 nucleotides. RefSeq lists its product as uncharacterized. Bases 580 to 8238 code for a protein of 2552 amino acids. The transcript is spliced from 10 exons. Gene Ontology annotation, biological process: attachment of mitotic spindle microtubules to kinetochore. NCBI's taxonomy places the organism in Eukaryota, Metazoa, Cnidaria, Anthozoa, Actiniaria, Edwardsiidae. The record is from RefSeq and is a predicted model, not a curated record.
CUCCCUCUUUCUAUCGCACAUGGACGAAAAGCAUGGCGCAAUGUUUUUCCUUAUAUGGAAAACUCACAGGGGAGGCAUGCGUUUAUAGUAUAAGAAUAUUGAAACAAAAUAAAUAAUACUUGCUCUUGUUUAUAAAAAAAAAAUAAGACAUUCAUUUUUUUUAUUGGAUUCAUUCCUACUGGCUGACCCUCGCAGAAUAGCAUUUUCAACAAAAAGAUAAAGAAUGACUUUUGAUAAAAAGUGUUUUGGCAAACGCGAUCAGAAUGUAAGAAAUCAUGAAACUAAAAGUCUUUUUGAUUAUCUUUCUAAAAGUUGAAUAGCUAAAAAAGAUGAUAAUUGUUAGACAGGCGUCCGAUAAGUAUUGUAACUCAGGCUUCAUGUGGUGGUGAAACGGUACAGGAACGCGGUGCAUUUUGGAUACUACAUUCUCAUAGCACGCGCUCCUUCUGUCUUAAUUGAUGACAUCACUGCAACAACGCUGUUUCCAUAGGAGCGCAUAAAUCCGAGAAGCAAGAAAAGUUACCGGACACAAAAAAUGGGUUCCAAAAACACUUAUUUUGAGAUGGGAUAAUUUCCAAAAUGGACACAACAGCGAAAUUAUUGGAAAAAGGACAAAACUCAAGCAAGAUAAUAAUUCGACCAUCAUGGAUCUUAGAGGAAAGUCUACUGAGCUUGAGUUCAAAAUUUCCGUUGAUUCCUGGCUCGGAAGGCGCUGUGGUUUUCUGUACAACACCAUUGUCCCAUAAGUUGCAGCAGCGAUCCGAGGACGCAGAUUUUGAUCUGACGGACUCACACAGCAUGAGCCUCUCUCAAUACAACGUGCUUCAUGACAUACAUCUUAAAGACUAUUUCAAAAAUCCGAUCAUGUGCAGACGACUCAUCGAAAAAGGCUUUAUAACAGAAGAUGGUUAUGUGAAGUGCAAUUUGAUGGAGUUCAACGCCUACCGUCAGUGGAUUCGUAAGAUCAAACUUGACGAUUUGCACCAAGCGCGAAGAGCUCAACGUGCCCAGGAAGAGAAGAAGCGCAGAGAAAGAGAGUUGUACAAACAGCUGGUGCGAGAUAAGGAAGCGUACAGCAUCGUACGAAACCGUGAGGAGAAAGCCAAGGAGGCAGCUCUCAAGGCGCGCGAAAAACGCGAAAAAGACAGGAUCAAGUACAUCAAAAAGCAAGAAAGUGAUCUAAAGCGACGUGAGCAGUGGCAGAAGGAGAUGAAACAGAAGAAAGACGAACAAGUGGAUGAAAGGGAAAAACAGAGAGAGAAACAACGACAAGAAAAAAUGAUGAGAGAACAAAUGAGUCGCAAAAUCAAACUUCGUAUUGUACAAAAGCGAUCAGAGGACGACAAACGCCAAGAAUCUAACCAUAACAAGCGUAAGAAGUCAAUGAAGAAAAUAAGAGAGGAGAAGAUGAAAGAUCAGUGGAAACGGCGCUGUUCUAUAUCGCUUGCUCAUCUUGAACGGAAACAAAUGAAAGAAAUGCAACGAUUGGAGAGACGUCGCCAGAACAUUGAGAGACGCACAAGCACCGUACAGGAGCAUUCUGAGAAACAGCAAGCCGUUCUGGAGCAGUGUCUGAAGACCAGGAGAAACACCCUCUACCAGGAAUUCCUCAAGGCUGAAGAGUUUAUGCAGCACUUGCGAGAAAAGAAGGAAAGGGAACUGAAUGAAUGGCGCCAAAAGCACGAGCGUAUUCGCUCCCGAACCAACAGCCUCCCCGCCUUCAGACGUUCCCAUCCGCGCAAUUCUGACUCCAGCUUAAAUGAGAUGCACCGGAGGAGAUGGUCUGCUCCAGAAAAGCAUCCCCGAUAUCGUAGCAGGUUGAAGAGUGUGUGGGACGUGGAAGGUGCUCUACUCAGGGACUUCGAGGCUGGUCAACUCUUCCCAUCAGAGCUAAAGGGAUUACAAGUAAGCCUACCCUCCAAAGAUGGCAGGGAGCCGGAGGAAGCGCGUAUUACCUUCCGAGAUCUGUCUCCUCCUAUUCUUGAGAAAGUAGAGGAACAAGAGGAAGAGAAGGUGAUGUCAUCCGAUAUGUCUCUUCCAGUAUCAUUAUCUACCUCAUCGUCUAACCAGAGAAAGAUCAAGGAAAAAAAGGCUCCUAACCUUCAAGAGGUGCGCUCUCUCGUGGGCAGCAUUAUUGCCAACGCCUUCGAUGCCAUCGAAGAGGAUCAACGUAAGCAGGUAAAGUGCAUGGUCGGUGACAUUGUCAAAGCUGCAAUUGCGGAGGUGGAGCGAGAAGAAGAUGACGGAGUACUUAAACUUGAGACCAGAAGACAAGUGCGACGGUGCGUGCUUGAUAUCAUCGACUCGGCCAGCUUGAAGUUAGAUAGGGAAAUUGAGGAAAAACGGAGCUCGGACCGGGUGUCUGCAGCCAGUGACGAGGAUAUCGUUGCUGCAGCCAGAGAACUGGUGUCCGCCUUAGUUGCCUACGGGAAAGAGCUAGUUCAUGGGGACACGGAGAGAAAGUCUUUAUUGUCUCAAGAAAGCGAUGAUGUUCAAAUGAUCGAGCUUGCUCAUGAGAUUGUCAGUGGGGCAAUUGAAAGAGCCGAGGAGCGGCCGAAGAAGAUGAAUGAGCCAACACAAGUUGUGGGCUGGAGUAGAGAGGAUGAAGUCGAUAGCAAGGCGAGAUCUGUGGUUUCGAAAGCUAUUCUUUCUGCAGUAAACUCUCUUGAAAGGUUUCACCAAACCGAGACUAACCUCAUGGAGGCAGCAACUGGUCUUAUGAACGCAGCAUUGAUUACCGCAAAGGAAUCUCUGGAAACUUGCUACGGAGUGACACCUGCGCUUGAAGAUCUCAUGUCUCGUGCAGCCUGGAGACUGGCAAAUCAAGCUAUGAUCUCCGCAAAGAAUUCUCUUGACCGUCUUCAUGAAAAGCAAGUCUCUAGAAUUGCAGAGGAAUUAGCAACUGACGCCAUAGUAUCAGCAACGAACUCUUUGGCGAGGAUGGAGGAACAGGCAUUCCAGAAUGCUGCGGAAUCCUUAGCCAUGGAAGCGCUGCUAUCUGCCAAAAAAGCUUUACAGAUGGUUGAUGAACAAGAGCAUGUUUCAAAACAGCUGACUGAAACCGCUGUACUCGAAGCGCAGGCAUCCAUCGAGAGAGCGUAUAGUGGUUUAUGUGAGGCUGAACAAUUAGCUAGGGAUGCUUUGGCAUCAUCUGAACAAGGUCUUAGUAGUCUGUAUGCUGCCGAAGGGCGUAACCUAGCAAACGUAACGGCGAGCAAGUCCCUAGACCAAGUAAGCUCGAUGAGCGAAGCACAAGACGAAGCGGUGACACUCCUGUCCGAUGACAGCGACUUUGAGUUCUUGACCCACGAAGAGGCUAUGCUUGCUGAAAUAGAGAUUGAGGAAGAAGACAGCUCAGAACACGAGGUUUACAUGGAUGAGAACGUAGUACUUCAUGCUGCCAGGUUCGUGAAUGAUAUUAUUGACAACGCUUAUGAUAUCGUGAAGGAGGAAAUGAUACAUGAUUACUUUCACCCAUCCUCAAACCGUCGCCGUAAAUCAUCCGUGCGGUUCAGUGUGCAGGACGUCAUGAAAGGACGCAGGGAAAGCAAUGUCCCAAGAGAGUCGGACUUCCUUAGUGUUUUAAACCGUCCACCAACUCCAAGGUUCUUGGGACAUCGCAAACGAACAGAUUCAUUAGCCGACGAGGAUUUUGACGAAGAGAAAUUGGGGAUUAUCGAUGACGAUGAUGAGAGGGAGGACAUAGGGGCUUUAAGUUUAGACAACGAGCCAAUGCCACUAAGACAUUCAGCUCGUCGUUUCAGCUCAGACCAUGCUAUGGAUGCCAGAAGGAAAAAAGUUACUUUUAAGACCACGACAUCACUUUCUGAUUCUAAGCUAAGGAGAUCUAAGGAGUGUAGCAACCUUUUACAAGCAAUGCUUGGUAGUGUACAACCGAAUGAAGUAGAAGGUGAGGCUGGCAGGCAAGAAGCAGCAUGCCCUUAUGACACGCUUUUGUCCAUGACAAACACUCCCGAGCCAAGGGAGAAGGGUAGUCGACCACCAAGUCACAUUUCACAGACUGAAUCAGAUUCGUCCAAACACGACACGGCAGCGUGUAGCAUAGCCAAGGAUGCCUCUUCGUAUGUACUUCUGCCACGAAUACCAUCUCCUGACAAGAAGAUAUAUACAACCAUUGCCGAGCAAAUGGAAGACGAAUCACGGACUUGUUUCCCUGUUGUCUCGCCGACAACGUCCCUGGUCAUGGAGCAAGAGUUACAGAAAAUACAGCAAAAGGAAGCUGAGGCGAAACAGAGAACCUCAUCUCGGGGCAGUAAUAGUACAAGCCUACCAAGAAUAUCCCCGUCUGGGUCAGUGGUUGAGUCCAGAAGAAUGACUACAACACCGACGCUGCAAAUGGCGUCAAAGCAAAGAUCAAUAGUCGAUAAUAAACAUAUUCCGUCGCCACCAAAAUCGCCAUCGAGACCACAAGUUUCUACGAGCUUUUUAGAUGCUACCGCGAAAGUCACACCUAAGGCUUCGACUGACGCAGCUAAAGUUACACCGAAGGCUUCGGCAGACACAGCUAAAGUGACGCCUAAGGCUUCGACAGACACAGCUAAAGUGACGCCAAAGGCUUCGACUGACGCAGCUAAAGUUACACCGAAGGCUUCGGCAGACACAGCUAAAGUGACGCCUAAGGCUUCGACAGACACAGCUAAAGUGACGCCAAAGGCUUCGACUGACCCAGCUAAAGUUACACCGAAGGCUUCGACAGACACAGCUAAAAUGACGCCUAAGGCUUCGACUGACGCAGCUAAAGUUACACCGAAGGCUUCGACAGACACAGCUAAAGUGACGCCAAAGGCUUCGACUGACGCAGCUAAAGUCACACCUAAGGCUUCGACUGACGCAGCUAAAGUUACACCGAAGGCUUCGACAGACACAGCUAAAGUGACGCCAAAGGCUUCGACUGACGCAGCUAAAGUUACACCGAAGGCUUCGGCAGACACAGCUAAAGUGACGCCUAAGGCUUCGACAGACACAGCUAAAGUGACGCCAAAGGCUUCGACUGACCCAGCUAAAGUUACACCGAAGGCUUCGACAGACACAGCUAAAAUGACGCCAAAGGCUUCGACUGAUGCAGCUAAAGUUACACCGAAGGCUUCGACUGAUGCAGCUAAAGUGACGCCAAAGGCUUCGACUGACGCAGCUAAAGUUACACCGAAGGCUUCGGCAGACACAGCUAAAGUGACGCCUAAGGCUUCGACAGACACAGCUAAAGUGACGCCAAAGGCUUCGACUGACCCAGCUAAAGUUACACCGAAGGCUUCGACAGACACAGCUAAAGUGACGCCAAAGGCUUCGACUGAUGCACCUAAAGUUACACCGAAGGCUUCGACUGAUGCAGCUAAAGUGACGCCAAAGGCUUCGAUUAAUACAGCAAAAGUCGCACUGAAGGUUUCAACUGAGGCAGGUAAAGUUACACCGAAGGCUUCGACUGAUGCAGCUAAAGUUACACCGAAGGCUUCGACUGAGGCAGCUAAAGUUACACCGAAGGCUUCGACUGAUUCAACUAAAGUCACACCGAAGGCUUCGACUGAUGCAGCUAAAGUUACACCGAAGGCUUCGACUGAUGCAGCUAAAGUUACACCGAAGGCUUCGACUGACGCAGUUAAAGUUACCUCAAAGGCUUCGACUGAUUCAACUAAAGUCACACCGAAGGCUUCGACUGAUGCAGCUAAAGUUACACCGAAGGCUUCGACUGAUGCACCUAAAGUUACACCGAAGGCUUCGACUGAUUCAACUAAAGUGACGCCAAAGGCUUCGAUUAAUACAGCAAAAGUCGCACUGAAGGUUUCAACUGAGGCAGGUAAAGUUACACCGAAGGCUUCGACCGAUGCAGCUAAAGUUACACCGAAGGCUUCAACGGAUACAGCUAAAGUUACACCAAAGGCUUCGACUGAUACAGCUAAAAUAACACCGAAGGCUUCGACUGAUGCAGCUAAAGUAACACCGAAGGCUUCGACGGAGGCAACAGAAAUGACACAAAAGUUUUCAAAUGUCCCAGCGACAGUUGCACUAAAAUCAUCUAACGUAGAAGCGAAGAUCACACCAAAAUCAUCCACUGACGCAGCAAGACUCAUUCCUAAAGCAUCAAAAUCAUCAACUGGUUCUGUAAACGUUAAGUCAAGGUCAUCUACCAACGCAACCCAAAUAACACCAAAGGCUUCGACUGGUACACAGAAGGUGAGACAUAAGUCGUCGACUGACGCGGUGAAGAAAGUCACUCCAAAGGCUUCGACUGAUGCAGCUAAAGUGGCUUCAAAGUCGUCAACUGCUACAAAUAAAGUAACCCCGAAGGUUUCAACGGUGGCAGCUAAAGUUAGAGCAAAGGUAUCCACUGAUGCAGUUGAUGUCACAUCAAAGCCUUCGACUGAUGCUGCUAAAGUCACACCCAAGACUUCGACUGAUGCAGUAAAAGUCACACCAAAAGCUUCGAAUGAUUCAGCUAAGGUUACAUCUAAGACUUCGACUGAUGCAGCUAAAGUGACCCCAAAGGCUUCGACCGAUGCAGCUAAAGUUACACCUAAGGCUUCCACUGAUGCAGUUAAAGUCACACCGAAGGCUUCGAUUGGUGCAGCUAAAGCCAUACCGAAGGCUUCGACUGAUGCAGCUAAUUCCAGAACUACAGCUGCCAAAACUAAAAGCAUCUCGCCAAAGGUAUCUAGUGAAUCAACACAGCUAAAGUCAAAAUCAUCUAUGGACGUUUCGCAAAACAAAUCCUUAAAUGUGUCAACAGUAGAAGUUUAUUCGAUGUCAGAGUCAGCUAUAGAGACAGUGAAGGGGGAUCGGCAAUCUAAUGAACUUAUCAAAUCCUCAAAAUCAGUCUCAAAAGACAACGCUAGAGUUAUUUCCUCUGUGGAGAAGACUUCAAAGACCUCGCUGAAAUCAUCAAUUAAUAUAAUGGUCUCAAACAAGGGUCCAAAACACAAUUCAGAAAUGUCAUCAACUACAUCUGUGGAGAAAACAAAAAGUCAAAGUAAAAGAUCACUUGAAGCUACUAAAGUAUCACCUGAGCUAUCAUUUGAAACUACUAAGGAUUCAAAACAAAAUCUCUUAAAAGUUUCAUUAUCACGAGGUAAAGCUGAAUCCCCCAAACCAUCUUCCAGCGAUAUAGUCAACACGUUUCAAAGUGAUGAAAGGGCGUCCUUUUCGUCGGAAGAUCGAAGGCCUUCCAGGAGACCUUCUCAUAGUAGUCAAACCUUUGGUGAACAAGCAAGGCGUGACACUUUGACAAUUACUCCAAUUAAACCAUCUUCUCCUAAGCGAUCACCGAACGGAUCUCUAACAGACGUGGAGACGCCGGCCUCUGCGAAAGUUAAUAGCACGCGCUCAGAUGACAAGCUUAUUCCUUCAGUUCUUGUUCAACAGCCUAACACACCCCCAAACGAAGAUAAUCUUAUUGAUAGCGCGAUGAGAGAACGUCUUGUUGCAGAAUUGGAAGAGAUAAAGAAAAGCAUGGAGACAGACACACAACAAGGAGAUGGUCCGACAAGCGACGAAAAGACCUCUGGCAAGUCCCCCUCAAAACAUAGCAUGCCGACAGUUGGUUUAGAGUUCUCCCCAAACAAACCAGCCUCGAAGAGAUUUUCCACCGGCUCACUGCGGUCACGAAAGUCUAAGGGAUCGGUGGAGAAGGUAGAUAAGACAGAGGGAGGAUCUCCUAAAACAGUCCUGUCUUCUACAUUUGAGGUCAAGGGUAAGGGCCUGGGCUCCCAGCCUGAAAGUCGAAGCAUCCCCUCUUCCCCUCCUUUUGCGAGCCCGAAAUCAUCAUCUGUGAUGCAGCAGCCCCGCAAGAUGUCAUCCCGUAGCCUGGCGACAGCUCUUUCUGAGGGCGUUAUCGUAACACCGCUACAGCCAAGUCCACCAGACACUCCAAAGCCGAAGCGAACUACCCAUAGACGCUCUCUUCUAAAGAUGACGUCAUCCGAUGAAAAAGUCAAGGAGACGCAGUCGGAGACAAGCCUAGCAAGUUUAAAGCUGAGCAAUCAGGAAAUACUUCCUCAUAAGGCAUCGACAGCAUGGAUGAAGGACAGUGUUUUGUCCAAUAACAGCCUUACUAUUCAACCAAGUCCGCCAAAGUCACCACCAUCGCGACCUAAAUCUUCCCCAAGUCAAUCUCAACAGGAGAAAAUUGACUCAGUGCGCAUGCUCGAACCAACGUCAUCAUCCGAGCACGGAGCGUUCACAGAGGAAGAAGAAUGCAUGCGAGAUGACGGGCAAACACUUCAUUAGAUCCUGGCAUUCUACUGAUUUAAUAUUUUCUUUGAGAGAACCCAAUGUUACUUUCUUAGUUAAAAACGUCUUUCCCUAAAAUCUCACUCGUUUUUUAAUUAGCUUAUAAAUGAAUCCUGAUAAACAUUAACCAUUAAAACAACACAACUCAA